ACUCUGACGUUUUUAUAAACAGCGAUGGCUUCCAAAACAAGAAAAUCAGAUCCAUUGUCGCGAUAUUUUGAAGAAUUAAAUGACGACGAUUUAAGUAACAGUUCUGAUGACGAAUUGACUAUUGAGAGUAAUGGCAAUGGAAAAAAACUUAAUAUUUUUAAUGCUAACAAAAAAGUUGAAUUGAAUACAAGUAACUCUAAAAACGACACCACAUCAAGCAAAUCAGCAAGUUGCAAAGACGGUGCCGGUGAGAAACUUCUUGAAGAAACUAAUAAAUUUGCUACAAAAAAACUUCCAUCUGCCCACGAAUGCUUAAAAUCUCAAAGUAAACCAGCUUUUUUACAAGUAUUAGAAAAAAGGGAACCAAACUGGGAUGUAAUGGAAAAACGGCUUGAUAAAGCUGAAGACAGUGAAAGCACUAUUAAUUUUAAAAGCAAUGCAGUUCCACCUCCUUCAACAUAUGAGCCUAUGACUGAUCCAGGCAUAAAGGUUGUUGAUCAAGAAGGGAGGAAAAGAAAAAAUAUUGGUAGGCUAUGUGACUAUGUGUUAUAAAUGAAUAUAAAAUGUAAUGAGAAACUUAACCUAAAUAUUCUGGUAAUCUACCACUUGAGUGUCGGCCAACAAAAAAUCCAGCUGUUCCGGUUGGAAGGGCUAUUUAAACAACUAUUCUUGUAUUAUUUUUAAUGACAUUGGUUGUACGUAUUCAUUCCCAUAAUAAUAGACAAUUUUUUUUUAAAUAGAAAAACUAUAACAAUUUUUUUUGAAAUAGAGGAUAAUGUGUGAAAAUGGAAUUAUGCAUAGUUCUCCCCCCAGUUGACCAUGAAGUUUUAAAAAAUAUAAUUUCCACGAAAACGGUUGUGGUACAUGAAUCCACGUAAAUAUGAAGGGGAAAGAUCACCGGCGCUUCUUGUGCCAAACUGUCUUUUUAGUUUACGCUUUCUGAGCAUCCACGUUUUCCACAUUCUGUGUGUGGACAUCCGCGUUAUCUGGAUAAAAAAAAAUUAUUGUAGUCUCUUUUUCUUCCUGGCAUAUCGGUAGCUUGACAGUAAAAAUUAUUUAAAUGUAUAAGCAUUAGUAUUGUGCUAUAUAACUUUAUAUUAUAGCCUUGGAAGCAAAAAUAUUAACAGACUCCAAUGUAAGAAUAGUUGUUUAAAUAGCCCUUCCAACCGGUACAACUGGAAUUUUUCUUGGCCGACACUCAAGUGGUAGAUUACCAAUAAUAUUCUAUAAUUUAUAAUCUUGGAUUGUCAAUAAUACCAAGGUGUUACUUGAGUGUUACUAGAUUUAACUAUUAGUAACUAUUAGUAGAUACUUCGCCGAAGCAAGGGACACUCCUAGUAAAUUUGUAUCGGAAAUGGGUGUCGGCGCAAUAGGAUCCGACUUUUAAAUUUUUUCAUGUGCAUGUAAUUUGAAUAAAUUAGGAGUCCUUUUGCUCCAUAAUUAAGGUUUGACUCCACCCAUUAACGUUUGGAGAAAUGUUGAACUACAUUCCCAUUGAGUUCAUUUGUUCUUUAUCUCAUCUUUAAGUGAGGAAAAUCGUAUGUCAAUAUAAGGCAUCUUCGCAUUAAAAAUUCAGUUUAAAUAUUUAAAGUAGGUCUUUCAUAUUAAAAGUGGGCCUGCAUAAUUUGUUGAAGUACAUGUAUGCAAAAUUUCAUUGAGAUAGCUCAUGAAACAUUUUCACAAUUCUCCUCAACAUUGACUUCAUUAUGCAAAGGUCGCACAGGCUAUUUUGGAUUAGUGAUCCCACCCCCUUUUAACUGGCCAAAAAUGCCAAUACUUAGCUUAGAAAAUAUUCAUUAUUACCUCUAUAUACAUCAAAAUAUUUGAUAACUUGUGUUUCAGAAUGCAUUUUGAAGACAUUUAAACUAGAAUGUUUAAAUUUGAGCUUUAAAAACCCGGUAGAGUCCAUAUUAUUAACGAUCAGAAUUGACAGUGUGCAAAAAGUCAUGGGAAACCAUUCACAGCCAUUUGCAUAAUGCUAUGCCAUAGUACUACCCCAAGUUUCAUUCAUAAGAGUUUGCAGUGUGCAAAAACUAUUAACACCAUUGGUCAGGGAAAGCUUUAGUUCAUUAUUUAUGUGCCAAAGUUGAAAGUUCAAAAUAAGUUGAUCCCAUAUAAUAUUUUAGUAGGUGCAUUGCCUCAUAUAGACUAUAUAGCAUAUACCGGUAUAAUGGACACAACUUCCAUAAACAUAUUUUCGUACAAUUGUAGCACUUUAAUAAUAUGCUGUUUGUUUUUCUAUGGGUGUUAGUAAAAUAAACUUUUUUGUUGUUAGAAAAACAUCACUGCAUCGAGUUUUAGCGGAAUUUAAAAGAUAGAUUUUUACUCCCCUCUGUCACAAUCGCGUUAACCUUUUAUGCUAUUUAUAGAAUGACCUUUGAAUUGUGUCUAAUAGCUGGUCCAUUUUUACACAAAAAUACAAAAACAAUGCUAAAAUAAGAAGCCUCGCAAGACUGGACAUAUUUCCCAAACAGAACCUCUAAAUUUUCAUUUUACCGAUCUUUCACGGCAUUGACUGAAGCUCAGAAAAUGGCCGACUCACUCGACAGUCGAUACAGAAAAUUAUGCUUUAUCAGAUCUUCUACGCUUAGCAGGUAUGUAAAAACUAAAUAAUAUAGUGAAUUAUUGGUUUAAAAAUUCCGUUCCUAUGCUUUUUGCAUGUAUGUUUGAAAUAUUAAUAAUAUUUUACUCAUUUUGUGUGCACCUCGACUUCUGAACUCUAAGCGUAAUUAAUGAAGAUUGCUUAUUAUAAUUAACUUUAAUUGAUAUAUUUAAAAUGUUAAGUUUGUUAUAUAUAUAUAUAUAUAUAUAUAUAUAUAUAUAUAUAUAUAUAUAUAUAUAUAUAUNUAUAUAUAUAUAUAUAAUUUCAUGUCAUGUCCACACCAGCAAUAUUUAAAUAAAUUCAAAUUUGAAGAAAAAAACUGUCAAAAUGUUACAACUUUUAAAUUGUGUGUAUUCUAUAUUCUACAGCUGGUGAACAGUAUGAUGCCUUACAAAACAUUCCUGGCUUGUGGAAAAGGAAGAAGACAGCUUUGCCCCAUCUAAUUAUAGACAACAAACUGUUGCUUCAGUUGUUCACAUUAAAAGAAGCCAAUGACAAAUCAUGGGAGCAGGUACUCACUUUUGUUUACUAGAUUUAGGGGCGUGAAUGUUUGGUAGGGGAAGAUUGUAUUGUGAGUUGUAGGUCGUGAAGUUGGUUCGUGAUGUUUAGCUUUAUGGUAUGCCGAGUUUUAUUGUGUAGGGAUAUAACAGGCAGUGAAAAGUUAAGAAGAUCAUAACACUUACUUCCUAUUGAAAGUAAUUGCAAACUAUUUUUAAUUUAAAGUAAAAGCAUCUUUGUUCAAAACUACAUUUUGUUCAUGCCUUUCUUUUUUAAUUCCUAUUUUAGCUGGAAUCCUGCUUUGCUCUAAUUAAAGGUCCAACCCAUGGUUGAAAAAUUUCUGAGGAAAUUGAUUGACCACAAAGAUUUGAACAGUUUUCCUGUGCCAAACUUUAGAUAUGGAUUUCAUGAGUUCCACUCUAUCUUCUUUUGGAGUAACAAAGAGAGUAAUCAACUUUCCACCAGAAGUGUCAACAGUACAUUCAGUUGAGUUAGAGGGAGUAGUAAAUGUCUUUGUUAUUGAUUUUUACAAAUGUUGUAUUUUAAAAUCUACUGACAAAGAGACCAUUGAAUUACUUUUUGAAUGGUGGCAUUUAUAUUAUUUUUCUCUUCUACAGAAGCUCAUUACUAAAUCUAAUAACUUAAAAUUCAGUGGUGAUAUUAUCCAUUUAUCUGAUUUACUAAAAAUGCAUUUUCAAAUUGAAAAUAAUAUGUAAUCUGAUUUUUUAAAGUGAUAUUUACUAAUACCCACCCACUCUGUACUUACACAUUUGCACAUUUCUUUUUUUUUUUUUUUUUAAACUUUGCUAUUUAAGAUUUUUUUUUUUUUCGCAGAGUGUUUUACCUAUUGUUAAAUUAAAGAGUUGUAAAAUAUAUUUUAUUUUUUUGUUUUUUUUGUUUUGUCCUUUGGAGUUUACAUUUUCUCUUUUUUUUUUUUUUUUUUUUAAACUUUGCUAUUUAAGAUUUUAUUUUUUUUCGCAGAGUGUAUUACCUAAUGUUAAAUCAAAGAGUUGUAAAAUAUAUAUUAUUAUCUUGAUUUAUUUGUUGUGUCCUUUGGAGUUUAAGUCAAACUUCAAAGAAACAAUUUAAAAAAAAAUCAUUUUUGUCCUCGACUUCUGUCAAAUGUUUAUAUUAUUCUAUGGUAUUUUAUGGUGUCAGUUAUGCUUAUUUUAUAUGAAGACUACUAUUAUCUUCACUUCCUAAGUGAUUUCAAACAUAUAGGAUGUUAUUUAUUAUUUUUUUAUAUAUUGUAAAAAGUGUGAAAUAAACUACCACCCCUUUACUAUUUUGCUAUUUGUCAAAUACAUAUUGUUCUAAAGCAGGAGUCUCCAAACUAUGGUCCAUUGACCGGCUGCGGCCCGCGAUGCCCUCUCAUCUGAUCCAUGGAGACCUUUUUUUGACGCGUAUACUGCCAAGAUCAGCCGCCGCUUACGUGGACGUUAUGUUUUUACCAAAUUUAAAUAGAGGCAGAGGCGCGCAAUAGUGCGCUACGUUUUCCAACCGAUCACUACAUUACAAAAUAAUGAACUGCAGCUGGAGGUCAUUGAGUUGCAAGCAAAUGACCUCCUUAGGGACAAGUUCCAAGAAGGACUGGUGGGUUUUUACCAGUUUUGCCCAAGGAAGACUUUCCUAAUGUCAAAACUUUUGCAUCAAGUUACCUUUCAAUCUUUGGAACAUACCUGUGUGAACAAACAUUGAAAGAAAUGAAAUACGUGAAGAACAAUCUUGUCCGAAGAUAAUUUUAGGUCAAUGUUGAUGUUAUGGAAAUAAAAUCUAAAGCCAGAAAUACUGCUAUUUUGGCAGCCAGGAAACAAUUUCACCAUGUUUACUAAAACAGGUGUUCAUUUGUCAAUGUCCAAUAAAAUAAUAACUUAAUUAAAUAAUAUUAAAUAAAUAAUUGAAAAGAACACCCAUGUUCUAGUGUGUAGGCGGCCCCCAAAUUGCUUCUUCUUCUUCUCUUAAUCUGUAUAUUAAGGGCCCACGAUCAAUUUAUUGAUCAUUUUGGCUCCUAUGCAUGUAGAGGGGAUUUGCAAUGUUUCUGUGCCUGGUGUUGAUGAGGACAUUUCACUGAUUUCCAGUGCCACUUUGUGAGGGAAUCAUGCACUUGGGGUUUGAAGGCUUGAGGCAAUAGACACAAAUGUGUCUAGUGUUGUCGCCUCAACUGUUCCUUUUGAAAGUUUGUUCCAGUCCCUGAUUGUCUUGGACAGGAAUGAACUGGCUUCUUGCUGGUAUGAGCCUGAAUUGCCUGUCAUGGCCUCAUCGCUGUCUAUGGGGGCGAGGGACGAGUUUCUGUAAAAUACUGGAACAGUGGACCAGCCCAUUAUUUAUCUUGUACAUCAUGGAGAGCAUGGAUUGUCGUCGUCGCUCCUCCAAUGUUUGAUAGUUAAUGCGGGCCUGGGGCUGAAAAGUUUUGAGACCCCUGGUCUAAAGUACUUCUUGUUUGCAUACUUGUAUAGAUCUUUGAUUCUCUUUUAAAUUGAUAUAUGAAUGAUGUUAAUGAGUAAAGAAGAUAAUUUUUGGUGAAUUUUAAAAAAUGGGUAAUUUUUGUGAAGUUUUUGCCUCCCUUGUUAAAAUUUGAAAAUUUUACAGAAUGCCAUCUUUAUGACAAAUUAAAAGAGUUUGAUUUCCCAUACUCUUGAAAAAAAUUGUGUUUGUUUUCUGUAUAGUAUUAUGUAAGUAUUGUAAAGGAAAUGAGUGCAUUGACAUACAUUAUAAGAUAAUGACUCAUGAAUAUGGGUCUUUGUCAGUUCAUAAAAAGUAACAGGGAAAUUUUUUUAUAAGCAGUGGCGACGCCAUCAAAUUUAACAUGGCGGGUCCCUUGCAGGUCUUAAAAAAAUUUGGCGGGUCCCAAAUAAAUGUAUUAAAAAUAAAAUUUAUUUAUUAAGUAAUAUUUAUUAAUCUACUAACUUAACCCAUUAUUGACUUUUGUUGUCGAUAAAAUAGCAUAAAUUUCUUAACAAUGGUCGUAAAGUCAUACAUUUAAUGUCCACAUUCUUAGAAUUCUUAGAUCUUGCAUCUUAAACACUCAAAAAUGUUAUUGGUUUAGUUUGACAAAUUAGUUUGGAGUACCUAUUACUAGAUUGUUUAUGAAUAACUUGUUUUUUUUUUAAAUACCGGUAUGCAAUAAUUAGCCUGGAGUCAUUCAUUGACUUUUGAAUGGUUCAAAGUUGAAUUAGUUACAGUUAGAUCCUAUAUGGGCUAUAUUAAGUGCUGCUUAAAAUUCUUUUAAAAAAUGCAUACGACUUAGUCAAACAACUCAAAGGGUGUGUAUGACUUAGUCAAACAACUACAAGGGGUGUAUGACUAAGUCAAACAACUCAUUUGGAGUGUAAGACUGUAAUGCUUAGUAAAAAAACUCACAAGGGGUGUAAGACUUACUCAAACAACUCACUAGGGGUGCACGACUUAGUAAAAAAAUUCACAAGGGUUGUAAUCAAAGAACUCACAAGGGGUGCAGACUAUAGAAAAGUUUGGAAAAAAAAACUGAUUUAUAUUAUUGAUAAGUAGAGUCCGACCGAAAGUGAUUUUCUGAUUUCGGCCGAAGCCGAAAAUAGGCCGAAAGAUUAAAAUGACUUUCGGCCGAAACCGAAAAAAUGCCGAAAGUUUAAAAAUGACUUUCGGCCAAAACUGAAAAAAGGCCGAAAGUUAAAAAUGAAUUUCGGCCGAAGCCGAAACCGAAAAUGAAAUAUUAAGAUAUUUUGAAAUUCGUUCCCGCAUACAUUCUGCAUACAUCGAAAAUGAUGUGGGAAAGUAUAAAUAUUUACAUUCUUUUUAUAAAAAAUGAGAUAAUCAUGAAUAUUAAUAAAUAAACUUCUAAUAUAGGGGUCUCAAACUCGCGGCCCGCAAACUCAUUUGUGACCCGCAAGACUAUGGGAGUGAAGUUUCAUGGCACAUUGCGGCUAAUUUUGUUGCUUGAGAAAUUCUUUAGAUUUCUUGUGUUUCUGCUUCAAAAACAUUUGUCUUUGUAAGAUAUUUACUAUGGGCUGACUAUGAACCUGUACUACAUAACGAAUAACAUCUUCAUAAAUUUGGAUCAAUAAAAGAAUCUCAUCUCUUCUAAUUUCUUUUUUGCACCUCAUAAGUUUGAUUGCAUCCAAAUGUUUGACAAUGUUUUGUGUAUCUCAUAAGUUUGAUUGCAUCCAAAUGUUUGACAUGUCUUGUGUAUCUCUUAAGUUUGAUUCCAUCCAAAGUGACAAUGUUUUGUGUAUCUCAUCAGAUGACUAAUAGAAUGUUCAACCAUGUUUUGUUCUAGGUGACGACUUACAAGAUCAGAUGACAUCAACCAAGGCCUUCAAGGUUCAUAAAGAUGAUAAAGAGGAAGAUGAUAAAGAGGAAGAUGAUAACUGAUGAACAGCACAAGGGUUAAAGAUUACACUUUCACCAGCACUUUUGUAAUGUUGUAAAUAUGUUUAUAAAAAUAUGAGAUAUAAACAGUAUUCAUAAAAAGAUAUAUUUGUUUUUAUUCAUUACUUGUAUUUAUGAUUGAAAUUAAAGUGAGCCUAGUUGUUAUCUAAAUACAUACAGGUACAACAGUGUGGUAGUCAACCAGUAAUCAAUCAAA
Molecule: messenger RNA, 7661 nt
Organism: Lymnaea stagnalis (great pond snail)
Lineage: Eukaryota; Metazoa; Mollusca; Gastropoda; Lymnaeidae
Source: the annotation of a GenBank genome assembly